CAGUAAUCGUAUGCCGUAGAAGUUUAAUAGUUCUCGCAGACGGGCGCGGGCAGGGAGCGAUUUAUUGGCUGGCUCAUCGCGAAGGGAAGGAGACGAGAUUGCCUGUACGCAGUCGGCCAUCUGAAUGCUCGUGUGUACAUUUCACUGUCCACACGAAUCGUUCAUGGAUUGCAAAGUUUGGCGGGAUCGCGGAAGUCAUUGGACUCUUACGAGUUUUCAACGACGGAGAAUCGGGCGGGAAAACUUCCGCACACAUAGAUUGGUGCAGUAUGACCAUGAACCCAAAACGCAGUACACAUGAUGAUGAAAAGGACUUCUUCAGUAUCGCAACGACUGUAACAGACCCAUUGAAGUAUCUCUCUCAGUCGAGGAUUUGAGUUUUGCCAUAUGGACACCACAACCAAGGCCACAAGUAUAUAAUUGCAAUCUAUCACUGAUGACCAAACAUAUGAAAACUCUCGCUGGCAUAAUAAAUCGCGGAAUUAGCAUAGCUUCCGAAUCGACCCUGCAUCGAGUAAACACGGUGGAGUAGAUGAGGUUUAGAUGAAAGAAAACCGACACCCAGUUCACUGCAGUAUUUUCAGAUACUUUUACGGAUGACGUGUGACCUGGGCGGUGCGGUACCAGCAGGAUCAUUAUUUUCUGCAGUAUUUGAACAACUGCCUAAGCAAAUAUCCUCGUAAUGUAUGCAUCAUAUUGCGGUGUGGCGGGCUUGGCUUUUUGAGCAGGAAUAUUUGGAUACAUAUUGCUUAGGAGAUAGUCAUCUCUGAGUGAGUGAACCCUGCUAAAUUCGGUCAUCGAAAACAGAUCGAACUCUGCCCCGGGGAGCCGAACAACAACAGAUCGACCUUUUGCUGUUGGGAACAGGUCUGGUUUCUGAAGACAUCAUAAAGGAAAUCUGAUUCAGAAACGUACAAUUUUGACAAGUGCACAAUCAACAAGUGCAGCAUGGAACAGUAAACCCCCCCAGAGAAUUACACAGAGAUCUUGGUGCGAUACAUCAGCGAUAAUCCUGGUAGAUAAUGUACGGCGAGUGACGCAAACAACCCGCCACAUGAGCAAAGUUUUCUCGUCAAUCGAACCACAGAGGGACUUAAUAGUCUAUCGUUAAGCUUCAUUAAUGUGGGGAUGGUACGAUUAGGUUGCCAUUUGCGCUGCUCACGCCGCAAGGAGACAGUCCUCAGGAUUUGCGGGGAUGCAAGUCGCGGAUACCAAACUCCGUGGAUUUCCCAGAUGGUGUAUCUGAUAACUGCUGAACGAGCCGAGGAUUGGUAUCCCCUUACAGACGCACCCACGCAACUAUAAGUGCUUGCAAGUCCGGUUAUUGGCAGGCAUGAUUGUUUAUUUCUACCUAAGGAGACCCAAUUCUGAACCGCUGAGGUAAAUUGGUAAAUGGUUAUUUGUGAUCAGAUCUCUCCGCGGACUUUCUGUUUUGCGGCAACACAUGCAACAACUUCAACACUCUUGGAGAAACCGUAAGUGCAAGUUAGUGAUCUAAAAUUGCACACAAAUUGAAAAGUGCCGAGUAUUUUACGAUACACCAAUUUCAACUCAUACAUCGAUGCCUUGCAGAGAAAAGACAGAAAGAGCAGCUGAAAUUUUUAUAUAUAUUCCCGGUGACGUAGAAGAACGAAGUUGCGUCUAUAUCAUCAGACAAAAUAACUUUCCAGGAGUACAUUGAUAAGGUGUUCACGUUUUGAAUGAACAUUUCUAGACGCCAUAUUCACUUGUAAAUUGCUCACAGCAUCGACACGAGCAGCUCUGCACACUCGUCAACGUGACUUACUGAGUGACACUCGAUACGAUGAUUUCAAGCCUGGAAUGCCAUUGAGCCUUGGAAAAAAAUUUGAUUGAGGAAUGAACUGACGAGUGAUAAGGAGCUAAGAUGCAGUCUCCGGGGUCUCCGUCCUUCUUCGCCUGGAGAUGCAUCCUCGUCUUCUUCGCCCUAUGCGGCAACACCUUAGUCAUCGUGGUCUUCGUCCGAGUCGGGCGGCUCAGGACCCUCACUAACUACUUCAUCAUCAGCUUAGCCGCAGCGGACCUCAUCACCGCCAUCACCGUCAUUCCUAGCUUCUUCCCAGUGGAGGGACUACCGGACGACGCCCGUGGAGUCAUCUACUGCCGCCUGGUCGCCUCGGACGUCUUCAUGUGGACGGCCCUGAAAGCCUCUGUCUUCAACCUGAUCGCGGUGACCCUGGAGCGCUACCUCGCUGUUGUCUACCCGCUGCGCCAUAAGCGUCUCUUCAGCCCCACCAAGGCCAAGAUCAGUGUGGCUCUGACCUGGGUGAUAGCCGUAGUCCUCAACUUCUUUGGCCCCUUGGUGCAGGAUGUACAAGAUGGCAAAUGCGUGGUGGUCUGGCACAGUGACGCCUUGCGCAUCUCGGUGGGAGUGUCCGUGUUUCUCGUGACGUACCUCAUCCCCGUCCUGGUCAUGCUGGUGACGUACAUACGCAUCUUAGCCAAAAUCCGGACGCAGACCCGAGCGGCCUCCCAGACGGCCCAUCGGGCUCACUCUCAGAACCGUCUGGUGGCCUACCACGCCGCGCGGCGGGGCGUGGUGGAGACCCUCUUCAUAGUGGUGCUAGCCUUCGCCGUGUGCUGGACUCCAGACCAGAUGAUGUUUCUGGCUCAGAACGCCGGUCACUUCGACUACGAAGGGAGCGCCAUCUACCCGUAUUUCCUCCUCCUUGCCCUGACCAACUCGUGCUUGAACCCCGUCAUCUACUCCAUCAAGAACCGGUCCUUUCGGAAGUCCAUCAAGCUGGCCUUCCGGAGGAAGCACCGGGUCGGGCAGGACCUGUCCCGGAACCGGCGGGACGUGGCCCUGCAGGUGGUGAACGGUGCGGAGAGCGAUAAGCUCACGUGUACGGACUACGCGGGAGUGGCUGCCGAGACCACGAACCAUCCAGGUCACACGGACGGACCAAGUAGAACCGGUCGGCCGGCCCGGACUGAACCAGGGCAGCCGGAUUCGCAAGCCCUAUGCGAACAAGCUUCUGACACCCCAGCCCCUAGAUCCUCGGACACCCCAACAUGAUGAGGAUCGCUUUAUUCUCCACCCAAAAGCGAAGUAAAUUUCAUGAUUUCAUUCUGGCAUAGGACUAUGUCAUUAUCCAGAAAGAACUUGUUUCGUAUGAACCAGCCUUUAAGCAUUGCCUCAUGAUCACUACCUUGCUCUAAUCUGUUUGGAUUUUAAGGGGAAAAAAACAGAAAGUGGCACUUUGCGUUGCUGUAAUAGAGUUUCACUUGAAAGUUUUAUCACCUAGUAUCAUGAAGGAGUACAUGUAUUUUUUUUUUAUUUGCUGAUUAUAGUUUGUGGUCGUACUCCAAAAUGAAUUUAAUUUAGACCUAAAGUCGAUUAACUUGAUGUCCCUAUGUAUAUAUUACACACUGAGCAUUGGAUUGAUUGCAUAAAUUUGUAACCGGGGCAUAUAUUAGGUCAAGGAUUACUUUUUAUCAGUCAUUGGAGACGUAUAAUACCAUGUAGAUUAUCUUUGUCAUAUUGGUCAUAAUUGGUACCGGUAUAUUGGUAAAUUGACCACGUCAUGCAUCGUUGGAGUUUAUAAACGCCAGAUAUUAGCUUACAUUGUGACGAGUUACAUGCACUGUACAGUGGAUAGGCCUGAAUGAAAUAUUGGUUCAAAACAUUGGUCUCCGUAUCGGUGGUUGGGAACCAGUUGUGUUGCAGUGAGCGCGUGCAGGAGUUUUUGGCUGGUAGUCUGCAUUUUCUGUUGUAUUCUGUGGUGUGUGCGUAAAAAACAACAACAACAGAAUGUCCGUAUAGCACCCAUGUAAAAUAGGUUCGGUUUGUCAUUGAAAAGGUCUAGAAACCACGCAUGCGCAAUGGGUCAGGUAAACAAAUUCAGCACGUGAACUAGAUGCCUGACAUGAUUUCAAAAUUCAAAGACAUAUUCCAACCCAUGAUGUGUGCGUGGUCGAAAUUCUAAACCACCAAGUGAAAAUCAAGGACCUUUUCAUAUUAAGGUUGGGACCCGAAUCAACAAGGACAGAACGCGCAUUUUAAUGAAAGUAGUUUUUUCCCAAAUAUUGUAUGGUAACUGGACUCUUGUUAGCCCAAGGGCGAAUGUUAUUGCCUACAUCAAGACUGUAGAGAACAGAACAUCUGCAGACGCAGACUAGACGCAUAAAGCACCUAGGCCUCUCAAUCUAAAUUAAAGUUGACAAUGUCCCGAAGGCUUAUACGUGACCGUAAACGGGACUUCUGCAUUACUUUCAUGAGCCAUUGGUUUGGUUUUUUGUUUGUGUGAAUCAGUGAAUUAUGUUUUUGUGGGCGUGCCAUAGGCGGUUAGUAAAAUUGACUAUAUCUGAAUUGGAUCUGCAUUUAUUUCUUUGAAUAUUUUUGGCGUUGUUUGAUCCUUUCGGCAAUGAAAACCUAUAGGAUCGGGGUUCGAACCCGCGACCUACGUGCUCAGAAGUUGUCAAGCAGCUUUUGUGUAGAAUUUAUUAAGACGACCGUAAAAGCGGCCUUAUCAGCCACGAUGUGACGCUGAUGAUAUGACGUUACGUAUAAUGUCGAGGCAACAGCUUCAGAUAUUUUAAUAAAUUAUUGUUCAAUGUAUUAUGGAAAAUUCUGUUAGUUUCGGCAAAGUGGAUUAUUGAAGUUUAUGCAAGUAUUUUGAUAAUUGUACAAAAAAACAUAUCCGCACAAAUCUACAAAUUAUCGCACAAACUUAACAUAGAUGUUCACAAUGUGUUUACUUUUGUUUCAAGGUAGUUUCUUGUGCUUAGGUCUUUGACUUCCACCAACCAGCUUUUUAGCGAGCGAAAAUUUCGAGGGAACAGCUUUGGUCGAUCCUUGUAUAUUCACUAAUAAUUUAAUUGCAUAAAAUCAACAUAAUUUAAUACAGAUCAAAGUAAUUUUCAUAAUCUGUUCCAUCAAAUUAAAAAUGGAACUAACUACAAACGGAAACUUAAGAUGGUUGUCAUUAUGUGAAGUACCCUUUCGUGUUGACAACAGCAGCUAACCAUACGUCUAGCUCUGACCAAUAUUUUCCAAAAACUAAAACUUUGACGUUGCCUACGUCAGACACUUUUCGAUGUGGCCUUUUAUAUAUAGUUUGUGCAAUAUAAUGUCAUGACUUAGCAAGUGAAAUCUAAAAAAAAAACACACACACACACACAAAACAAGAUAGCACUCCAGAGCGCACA
Molecule: messenger RNA, 5169 nt
Organism: Patiria miniata (bat star)
Lineage: Eukaryota; Metazoa; Echinodermata; Asteroidea; Valvatida; Asterinidae
Product: galanin receptor 2a-like
Exons: 1
Coding region: 1886-3037 (383 amino acids)
Biological process (GO): G protein-coupled receptor signaling pathway
Cellular component (GO): membrane
Molecular function (GO): neuropeptide Y receptor activity
Source: RefSeq, a predicted model, not a curated record